This is a messenger RNA of Drosophila willistoni, 997 nucleotides long. RefSeq names its product early nodulin-75. The transcript is spliced from 2 exons. The record is from RefSeq and is a predicted model, not a curated record. Bases 32 to 928 code for a protein of 298 amino acids. Lineage: Eukaryota; Metazoa; Arthropoda; Insecta; Diptera; Drosophilidae.
ACAAUCAACGACAGUUGGCGAACGUUCUAAGAUGUACAUUAAGCUUCUAAUACUCAGCCAGUUAUUGGCUCUGAGCAUGGCUCAAGCAAAGGAUAUCGAUACAGAUGUUUCUGUCUACAGUGACGAGGAGACUUUGGAUGAUCAGCAUUUGCCGCAUGGCAAACAUUAUGAGCACAAGACAGAACCAGUGACAACAACCCUAGAGCCAGAAAUAGUGCCAAAUAAUGGAGGCACAGCUCAGCCAGAUGACGGUUUGCAGCAACUUGGCGAUGGUUUACUACAAAAUAAUGAUGGGGCAGCUUUUCCUGUAACUACCACAACUACACCGGAACCGGAAACUACAACUACAACGACGACAACAACGACUACAACAACAACCACACCCAAACCUCCUAAACAUGAGCCUAAGCCACAUGCUCAUCCCCAUCCACAUGGCGAUCCACAUUUGCCAUAUCCCUAUCCCUAUCCUGGUCUGGUAUUUACACCUUCAAAGCCUGCGGAUCCAAAAACUCCCGAAAAGGAGUCAACAGCACCCAGUUCAUCUUUGUCACCUGGCUAUGCAUCGUAUCCCAGCUUCAGAUCGCCCUAUUCACCAUAUCCACCUAAUUCGGUCUAUCAUCAGCCUAGUUUUCCUAGCUUUGGACCCGGCUCCGGUUAUGGAUUCCGCCCCAGUUUCCACCAUCAACAUCAUCAUUAUGACCACCACGAUGAUGACGAUGAAAAGCCAGCAACAGAGAAGGAUGGUGAUGAUAAAAAGUCCUCAGAAGAAGAGCACGAAGAUGUGCCAUUCAAACCUCCAGGUUUUGGUUAUCCGCCAGUCUAUGCAGUGCCUCGCCUUCGUCCAGUUCCUCAAAUAAUAACCGGCUAUCCUAGUAUUGGACGUGUAGGAUAUGGAUCACCCUAUGGCUCACCCUAUGGCCGUUAUUAAGAUAAUUUCAGUGUUUAGUUCAAGUUUCUCAAUACUAAUCUAUAAUAAACGUAAAUAUUUAUAAAUCAA